This is a messenger RNA of Xyrauchen texanus (razorback sucker), 16751 nucleotides long. RefSeq names its product lysosomal-trafficking regulator-like. The coding region runs from base 175 to 11658 and encodes 3827 amino acids. Gene Ontology annotation, cellular component: membrane; cytosol. The transcript has 54 exons. Gene Ontology annotation, molecular function: protein kinase binding. Lineage: Eukaryota; Metazoa; Chordata; Actinopteri; Cypriniformes; Catostomidae. Gene Ontology annotation, biological process: intracellular protein localization. The record is from RefSeq and is a predicted model, not a curated record.
CUUGUGUAUGUGUUAGAAGGAAGACCGGAGAGAAGGAUCUAACGUUUUUAACGGACAUUCGAAUGGACAUCAGAGUGAAAUGAUGUGGCGUUCCCGCGCAUCCAGUUCAACUUUAACUGCUGGAUUUUAGUUUCUGUUACCUGCUGUGGAUGAAUCGGAGGCGGUCAGCUGAACAUGGCCAGUCCACACCUGGCUGAUCUGUCCCAGGCCUGGGAGAAGUACAUGGACUGCCGUUCACAGGGAGCAGAUCUACAGGUCAGUCUGAAGUGCUUGGAGAGUUUUCUGUGUCUGUUUCACUGUGUACGACACCUCAGUGACCUGCGAGUGAAGGAUGCGCUCAAGUUCUGCUCGGACAUGAGUGGGGCCAGUAACACACUGGCACGGGAGUUCCUUACGGAUGUGCACCAGCUGUGUAGUGCGGUGGCCCAGCGGGUGGAGGACGAGGAGGAGACUCACAUGGUGGCGUUGGGAGAGUACCUGGUGCGCGGACGUGGCUUCCUGCUCCUCAGCACCCUGGACUCUGUUAUUGACCAGGAGUUGACGUGUCGGGAAGAGCUGCUUACACUCUUGUUGUCUCUGCUACCUCUUGUCUGGAAGAUUCCUGUUCAGGAGGAGAAAGCCCCAGAUUUCACCCUGCCUUCACUGCUGGAGGUGUUUCUAUGCCAAGAGGGAAGAACCAUCCCUCAAAAGGUGGGGCAAGAUAGAUGUGAUGUGCAGAACUCUGGAAAGCGCUUAUCUGGCUCCUGGAAAUCACGGCGUUCACGCAGGACUUCUCAGCGAUACUCUGUAAGGGAUGCGCGCAAAUCUCAGCUUUCCACAUCAGAUUCCGAAGCCAACUCUGAUGAUAAAACCACAAACACUGGAAGCAAACAUCGGCGAUUCCACAGUUCCACCAUUCGUGUUAGUUGCCAGCUUCACCAGUCCAACGUUCCAUCGCAAUCACCAUUGCAACAGCCCACUCAAGACACCAUGAGCACCAUUGAGCGACCCCAACCUCACAUGAGGCUGUUUGGAUCGCAAACGCUGGAUGCUAACAUGCUAACAGACCCCACUGCUCUCUCCAUCUUUAAUCGCAUGGAAAACUCGCCUUUUGACCUUUGCCAUGUUCUACUCUCCCUCCUUGAGAAGGUCUGCAAGUUUGACAUGACCAUUAAUCACAACCCAGGCUUGGCGGUCAGUGUUGUUCCCACGCUCACAGAGAUACUAACAGAGUUUGGGGACUGUUGUGGACCUGGAGGAGGAGAUGGAGGAGGGUUUGAUGAGCUGGCUGGAGGCUGGACAGAGGAACCAAUUGCACUUGUUCAAAGAAUGCUUUUACGUACAAUUCUACACUUGAUGUUUGUAGACGUGGGUCAAAACGAGACAAUGCCUGAUAAUUUGCGCCGAAGCCUGACUGACCUUCUCAGAGCCACCUUAAAAAUUCGGGCCUGUUUAGAAAGACAAGCCGACCCUUUUGCUCCAAGGCCAAAAAAGACUCUUCAGGAGAUACAAGAGGACUUUUCCUUCUCAAGGUACCGUCACCGGGCCUUGCUACUGCCAGAACUCCUGGAGGGUGUCUUAGAGCUUCUACUGGGUUGCUUGCAGGCCUCUGCUCCCAACCCUUUCUUUUUCAGUCAGUCUCUUGAAUUAGUUCAUGAAUUUGUGCAACACCGUGGGCUGGAGCUCUUUGAGGCAACAGCUCUGCGCCUGGAGGCCUUAGCAGAAGCUCGAGAUUCAGAAGUUGGGAAUGAGGCGUCGGAGCAUCUUCGGUGUCUGAUAGCUGGUAUACUUAAGAUUAUCAGUGCCGUCAAAAGAGCCAAGUCAGAGCAGCUACACCAGUCUGUUUGUGCACGUCGUCGACACCGUCGCUGUGAAUACUCCCACUUUUUGCACCAUCAUCGUGACCUGUCAGGACUGCCAGUGUCUGCUUUCAAGCAUGCAGCCCGGCGAAACCCCUUUGAGGAGAACUUUGAGGGUUGUGACGGAGAAGUGCGGUACCCUGAACGCUGUUGCUGCCUUGCAGCUUGUGCCCACCAAUGUUUGCAUCUCCUCCAACGCCUCUCGCCCUCAGGUCCUGCUGUCCUCCAGGUGCUGGCAGGAGUUCAAGCCGUUGGUAUCUGUUGCUGCAUGGAUCCAAGGUCUGUAAUAGGGCCAAUGCUUCAAGCAUUUCAAGCCCCAGGCUUGCGAAGUUACCAGUCCCAUGUGUUGAGUGUCCUUAGUAGACUUGUCCUAGAACAGCUUGGAGGUGGUCAACCCUCGGAAAAGGCCAAACUUGCCUCCUGCAACAUCUGCACUUUGGAUAGCAGCCAGUUGCCUGGCCUUGAAGAGACUUUGCAGGGCUAUGGACCUGGGAAAGAAUCAAACCUAUCCACAUCCCCAUGUCCCUCUUAUCGUUCCCAAGGUAUCCUGCCCAGUGGGGGAGCUGAAGACAUGUUGUGGAAGUGGGAUGCUUUAGAUGCCUACCAGGAGCUAGUGUUUGGAAAGGACUGGCAUUUGAGUCAACAGAUUGCCAGUCAUGUAUGCCAGCUCACUUUACGGGGCAAUGCAGUUGUGCAGUGGCAACUCUACACUCAUAUUUUUAACCCUGUGCUUCAGCGGGGUGUGGAACUAACCCAUCAUGCUCAGCAGCUUGGCGUGUCUACUACGUGUAGCCAGGUCUGCAGCUACCAUACCCAAUGCCUCCCUUUUGAGGUACUACUGGUUUAUCUUCAAAUUCUGCCUGCUCUGCUAAAGUCAAGUCGGGUGGUACGUGACUUGUUUCUGAGUUGUAACGGACUGAACCAGAUCACUGAGUUGAUAUACCUGGACUGCACUCGUCCAUGGGCCCUGAAUGUGUUUGAGACACUAAUCUUAAGUGUGUGGCACCAUCAUACGGAAUCUGCCAUGCAGGAGCUAGAAAGAGUCGAAGCUCAGGAGCAGGAAGCUGUCCUUGGACUCGUAGAGGAAUUAGGUUCACGUGGAGCUGGUGACGGCCCAAAGAGCCUCUCUAAGUUUUAUGAAGGCCUGAAAGAGGCGUGCCCUCUUCCAAAGAGCAAAAGCGGAAGGAGUGCAUAUCCUGGAAUGGGACAUAACAGAGGCGAGGCACAUUUGAACACAAUCAACCUUUUUCUUUGUGUUGCUUUCCUGUGUGUGAGCAAGGAGGCUGACUCUGACCGAGACUCUGCAAAUGACUCUGAAGACACCUCAGGCUAUGACAGUACAGCUAGUGAACCACUGGGUGGUUGUCUACCAUGUCUCUCACCAGACAGUGUGGUUCUGCCUUCUAAAGAACAGGUGAGGAGGGCUGCUGAUGUGUGGUCUGUAUGCCGUUGGGUGUACAUGUCAAGUCCAGUGUUCCAGAGGCAGUUUUUCAAACUGGGAGGUCUGGAUGUCUGUUCACGCCUUAUGAUGAUGGUCAUUCAGAAACUUACAUCGAAAAACAAAGAAUGUGAAGUAAAGAAAAAGAGGCAGAGUAAGGGCAAAAGCAGUCCAUCUCAUGCAGACUCUCCAACCCAAGCUCUAACAGGGCAGGUUGACGUUGCAGCAACAGUAGCUGGUACAGAGGGGACACAACAGCAUGAACUAAGAGGGACACUCAACCCAACUCUGGUGGAGAGCAAGAGUUGUGACCCCACACACAGACUGGAAGAGGAAUGGCCUGUCCAGAGUAUCCGACUAUUGGAGGCGCUUCUGGCCAUCUGCCUCCACAGUGCCAAUUCAGCACUGCAAAGGCUGGAACCAGACCUUUCCUUUCAGCUACAAUCAGUCGAUGAAACCCUAUGUGAGGUCCGGGAUCAGUUGUCUCGCUCUGGAGUUGUGAAUUCCGAACUGGCCGUUCCUCUGUUUGAUACACUGUUGCGUGUAGCACUGGCUGAGAUGUUCUGCAGUACAGAUGUCGUUGAGGAGAAACCCGAUAAUAAGUCUCAGGUGAGUGGUGAGGUUGCACCUCCAGCAGGUGAUCUUUCUGAGGAGGUUGAUGAAGCUCAGGUGAGUGGUGUCCAAGCUUUGGGAGAAGAGGAAGGAUAUGACGCAGACAGUGAAAGCAACCCUGAAGACUCCACCCGCCAGGAGGAAGGGAUAAAGGUGGAGGCUGUAGUCCCACUGGGGGAAUGUGCUUUGGGAAUGGCAGGUGUGCCUCAGGGCUCUGGCCGUGGCCUGCUGCUUUUCCCGGAGAUCUGCUUGAUGGAGCUGCAGCUGUUGGCCAGCGGAUCUCCAGACCUGGAAGUCCUGGAACACGUGUUACAGAGCCUGUCGGGAGCCGUGAAACGCCACCACAGCAAUGCAUCGCUGCUGUACCAGCAGGGCGGUGUGAAAGCCAUUCUCACUGGAUUUCAGAACAUCCUUACCCAAUCAGAUGCCUCGUAUAAAGAGUGCCAGACAAUGCUUGUGCAGCUGCUUGUUGCCAUGGUGAGUGACAGGAUCACAGCAGAGGAACUUGCCCUUUUGACCCACCUACUUCUGGAGAAGACCCCGCCCACCGAGAUCUUGUUGAGGGGCAUACUGCAGAUUGUGGAGUCUAACUCUGACACUGAACCGCUGUACUUCAUGUCCUUUCCCAUGAUCCCUGGUGCCGGAGCCCCUGGCGUGAGCUCCUCUGCUGGGACGAAGCCCCAUGGGGCGGCUGGGGGUAAAGGUGGCGUAAAUACUCUUUUGAGGGGUAAACUGCCUCUGGGCCGGGUUGAUGGGGAUGUGGGCAGGCUUGGUCACCUGCGUACUUCUCCCUGGCAUACUGCACCCUUUCACCUGCCUUUGGUGGGACAGAACUGCUGGCCUCACAUGGCCAGUGGCUUCAGCGCGUCGCUCUGGGUCCGAGCUUUGAGGGAGGAGGACAGGCAGGAUGAGGACAUGACUUCAGCAGACGAGGCCCUGCAUGCUUCUGUUCUCAUUAGCAAGCAGCACGCAGACAAAUGUCUUGUGCAUGUUCUGUCCAUGGGCUCAAAAGCUCUGAUGCUCCAGGUGUGGAUGAACAUCUCUACUAGAGCCUUUAUCUUCAGGAUCUGCAUCGAUCCGAAUGAUGAGAUGAAGGCGGGUCUGCUCGCCCAGGCGGAGUCUGCGGAGGGUGUGCUGACUGCAGGCAGAUGGCAGCACUUGGCUCUCACAUACACACAGCAGCCUGAGGGCAAGAAGAACAUUCACGGUCAGCUGACCCUCUGGGUGUGCGGCAUUAGGAAGUGCGACGUCUCGUUAGACUUCGCUCUGCCGAGGAAGUCCAGUCUGUCAUCUGACUCUAAUAAAACGUACUGUAUGCUGGGACACCAUCAGCCCCCCUCAGAGGAGCUGCACACUCCCAGUGCACGCUGGAACAUGGGCACCCUGCUGCUCUUUAAUGGCUCCAGAAUUGACACUGAAGAGGCAUUUUACCUGUAUGCCAGCGGCCCUGACCUCACCUCCAUUAUGCCCUGCAAAUAUGGGAAGCCCCAUGGGACACUGUCCAAGUAUGUGACACAGGAGGGACUUCAGUGUGAGCAGAUACGUGAACUCCUCAUGAGAAACACUGAAGUGGACAUCUCACCUCUAAUUGAGAGUUUAGCAGUUGUUUAUACUCCCAGAACCCCAUCUCUCUACACAAUAUAUGAGCCGGUGAUCCGUCUGAAGGGUCAGGCCAAGACAGCGGUUGUCUCCCAGAGACCCUUCAGUGCUAAAGAGAUCCAGAGCUCAGUACUGGAGCCUCAGUUUCUCAGAACCAUGAUGGCCUGCCAGGCUUUCGGCCUACACAGCGUGCUGCACAAGAUCGGAGGCACUGGCGCGUUUGUCUUCCUGUUUGCUCGGGCGGUGGAGGUGAGCGAUUGCGAGCAGACUCAAGCUCUGGCCCUGCAGGUGUUGCUUUCUCUGGUUAAACACAACCAGCAUCGCACACAAGAGAUGGAGUGUUACCACGGUUACUCCAUGAUUCACCAGGUGCUCAUCAAACCCAAGUGCAGUGUGGGAUAUCACAUUCUGAAGACAUUGUUGGAUGGCUGUUGCAGUGGCUCUAUCCUGACGCUCGGAGAGGAUGGUCAGUUUCAUCUGGAUACUGAAUCUACUGCAGUAGUACAAGACCUCAGACUGCUGUCUGAAAUACUGCUGGACUGGAAGAUAUGGGCCAAAGCUCAGUGUGGUGUGUGGGAGACACUACUCAUGGCUCUAGAGAUCCUCAUCCGGGCGAAUCAUCCACAGCAGAUGUUCAACAUUCGUCAGCUUCUGAAGGCUCAGGUUGUCCAUCGCUUUCUGCUCGCCUGCCAGGUGCUUCAGGAGCAUCGGGACGAGUACCUAACCUCCAUCCCUCAAGAGGUCUGCCUGUCCUUUGUCAAAAUCAUCCAGGAGAUUUUGGGUUCUCCUCCAGAUCUGGACCUGCUGAGGCUGGUCUAUAACUUCCUGUUGGCCGUGCACCCACCCACGAACACUUAUGUGUGUCACACGCCCACCAGCUUCUACUUCUCUCUACACAUUGAUGGUAAGCUGUACCAGGAGAAAGUUCAGUCCAUGAUGUACCUGCGACAGUCUAGCAGUGGAGGAAAAUCCGCCUGCAGCUCUGUGGUGUCUCUCUCUCCCACCGUCUUCGCUGAAAUGCCCACUGAAGUACGCCACUGUUCCUCCCCUGAGCGUGGAGAUGAGGAGCUGUCACUGCGGCCUCCAAGCAUCGGCCCCUCUCCACACUCUUCUCCAUCCCUGACACCCCGCCUCACUCGUGGGAGCUUACCCGUGCAUACCGAACCGGGCGAGGCGACGACCCUGGGCAGCACAGAGACCCUGAAACGAGUCGGUGAUGAACAACUCCUAAGCAGCUGCGAGUCUGCAAAGACCAUCUGUGAUUCUCAAAAUGUGUGCGGUGAGGAGGAGGGGGGCAUCAUGGGAAAUCGAACACCCUCCAUCAGCAUAGAAGAGGAGCAGGAGGGGACAGCGAGCAGCCCGUUGGAGUCCGAGGACCAUUUCGGUUGGACCAGCGAAGAAGCGCCACGCCGACCGGACAGCCUAAAGGGAAUCCAGUCCUUUCAUAGGAGUCACAGUAAUCUGGCCAGUCUGGGUUUGGCGUUUCCUGCACCGAAUGGCUCACUGGCUAUCGCUCGCUGGCCAACUGUGGCUGAUCGCCCCGCCCCGCCAGAUGACUGGGAGAGUUACACAUACUCACCCGGUUAUGAGAGACACAGCAAAGCUCAUUCUGGCAAUGACAGGUCCAGUGCAGAAGACUGUCUGGUUCUGAUCUGCUGUGGUCUGUAUGAUCUGUUGAGAGGAGUUCUGCUGCUGCUGCCAGAUCUUCUGCUGGAGGAGGUGAUGGAUAAACUGAUCCAGCCUGAAGCUCUGCUCGUCCUGGUCAACCACUCGUCUCCUCUCAUACAGCAGGGCGUCAUGAAGCUCUUGGACACAUACUUCAGCCGAGCUCAGAAGGAGCAGAAGGAGAAGUUUCUGAAGAAUCACGGCUUUUCCCUGUUGGCCAAUCAGCUGUACCUGCACCAGGGCUCUCAGGGGCUGCUCGAGUGCUUCUUGGAAAUGCUGUUUGGAAGACCGGUGGGGCUGGAAGAAGAUCUGGAUCUAGAGGAUAUGGAGAACAUCUCUCCAUUCAGGAAACGUUGUAUCAUCCCUGUGUUGGGUCUGCUGGAAAACUCUCUGUAUGAGAACUCACUUGUGCAUAAUGCGCUCUGUGUGCUGCUGCAGCUCCUCAAUGCCUGUCCAAAGCUGGCUGAUAUCCUGCUGGAUCACGGCUUACUCUAUGUGCUCUUCAACACGCUCUCCACACUCAACGGCCUAGAGAACGGAAUUCCUCAGAAUGACUACAGGCUGGUGGUGUGUGAUAUUCAGCAGUUGUUGGUGGCAGUCACCAUCCACUCCUGCAGCUCUUCAGGUUCUCAGUACUUCCGCAUCAUCGAGGAUCUCAUCACGUUACUUGGAUACAUGCAGGCUAGCAAAGUUCGCCGCACACAAGAAAUGGCCAUGGCACUGCAGUUCCGGGUAAUCCAGGCCGCCAUUGAUUUCAUUAAGACCACAGCCAAUCAGGACCCUCAGAAAUCCAGCAGUGGCAGCUAUGUGCACGCCCCGACUUCGCCACAUCAUACGCUGCAGCAAAAGCGCAAAAGCAUUGCGGGUCGGAGGCGGUUCACUCUGGCUCAGUCGGACUCUUUGUUGACGCGGAUGCGUUCUGUGGCCAGUGAUGAGUUGACACAGAUGAUGCAGCGCCGGAUGAGUCAAGAGAACCCCAUCAGAGCCAGUGAGACAGAGUUCAUCCAGCGGCUUCAGAGACUCCUGGUUCUGGCUGUUAACAGACUCAUAUAUCAAGAUAACAUCCAGGAUUUCUUCGACCUCUUAAACUUUCCAGAGUCUCCUGAUCAUGUUAUGGCCUUGCCGCUACCUGGCGAGCAGAUGUUAGAGGAGAACGGCUCCACCCCUUCUACACCUCUUCCACCGAGCAACAUGAAGAGCUUCCGCAAAGACAUUCUCAAACUCAUGAUGGAGGGCAUAAAGAUUAGCUUGGACAGCGCCGGGCGUGGUGGCGCCCCUCGCCAUCAGUGGAGGAGAAUCCUCUGGUCCUGUCGCGACACAUUCAAGGUGCAGAUCGGCCGCAUUCUGGUGCACACGCUCAGUCCUGCAGUUCCUCUGGAGGAUAGAAAGGAAGCACUGGAGUUUGUGCACGAGCAGAGCUACUCUGAGAUCCUGAGAGAGAGCCUCAGUCCUGGCCUCGAGCAUGGACCCAAGCUGGCUUUGUAUCUGUACGAGCUGUUACACGACCACAAAGACAAUUUGAGUAAAGAAGAGCAAGCAGCUGCCAACACUUUCAUGACGGCGCUGAAGCUCUGCGGUCACCGUUGCAUCCCGCCCAGUGCUCCGGCCAAACCAGACCUGCUGAAAGCCAUCAAAGAGGAGCAACUGAAAUAUGAGUCAGAGGCAAGAACCAGCAAAGGAGCUUGGGAAAAGAAGCUGGCAAACACUCAGAGGAGUUUGUUACAGAGGCUGGACGGGAAGUCAAAGGACAUCUCGAAGAUCGCUGCAGACGUCACACAAAACGUGUCUCUCAGGCAGGGCAUGGAGAGGAAGAAGGUCAUGCAGCACAUUAGAGGACUUUAUAAGACUGACCUGAGUGCCAGCCGACACUGGCAAGAGCUCGUACAACAGCUCACCCAUGACCGGGCGGUGUGGUACGAUCAGUCCUCUUACCCAACGUCCUGGCAGCUGGAUCCCACUGAGGGGCCGAACCGUGAGCGGCGACGUCUGCAGCGCUGCUACCUGACCAUCCCCAACAAAUACCUGCUCAAAGACAGACGUAAACUUGACGACACUGUCAAAGCUCCACUGGCCUUCCUGUUUGAAGACAAGACUCACUCCUCUUCCUCCAUAGUGAAGGACAAGGCAACUAGUGAGCCAAUCAGGUUUACUAGGAGGUGUGUAAGUGUGGCGCCCUCUAGAGAGACGGCAGGGGAACUGUUGCUGGGGAAGUCUGGCAUGUAUUUUGUAGAGGAGAAUGUAGCUGAGACACAUGAUAACCAGAGUCCUCAUGGAGAGACAGAGCCGGCCUCCUUCUCCUGGACAUAUGAGGAGAUAAAGGAAGUUCACAAGCGCUGGUGGCAGCUGAGGGACAAUGCAAUGGAAAUCUUCCUCUCCAACGGCAGGACGCUGCUGCUUGCGUUUGAUACCACCAAGUUCCGCGAUGACGUCUACCACAACAUCCUGACCUCAGAGCUGCCCAACCUGCUGGAGUACGGUAACAUCACCGCUCUGACACACCUGUGGAGCUCAGGACAGAUAACUAACUUUGAGUACCUCACACAUUUGAACAAGCACGCUGGCCGCUCCUUUAAUGAUCUCAUGCAGUACCCCGUGUUCCCCUUCAUCCUGCGAGACUAUACCAGUGAGACACUGGACCUGCAAGAAAGCUCCAUUUACAGGAACCUCAGCAAACCCAUUGCUGUUCAGUCUAAAGAGAAGGAAGACCGUUAUGUGGACAAUUAUAGGUAUCUGGAGGAGGAGUUUAAGAAGGGUAAGAGUGAGGACGACCCCAUGCCCCCCGUGCUGCCUUAUCAUUACGGCUCUCACUACUCUAACAGUGGCACUGUGCUGCACUUCCUGGUCAGGCUGCCUCCAUUCACCAAGAUGUUCCUGGCUUAUCAAGAUCAGAGCUUUGAUAUUCCUGACCGAACGUUCCACUCGAUGAACACCACAUGGCGUCUGUCGUCCUAUGAGUCCAUGACGGAUGUUAAAGAGCUCAUCCCAGAGUUCUUCUACCUGCCAGAGUUUCUAGUCAACAGAGAAGGUUUUGACUUUGGCGUGCGGCAGAACAGUGAGCGGGUGAACCAUGUGAAUCUGCCACCGUGGGCCCGGAAUGACCCGCGACUGUUCAUCCUGAUCCACAGACAGGCACUGGAAUCAGACCAGGUGUCUCAGACACUCUGCCAGUGGAUAGACCUGGUGUUUGGACUCAAGCAAAAGGGCAAAGCUGCAGUCCACGCCAUCAACGUUUUCCAUCCUGCAACUUACUUUGGCAUGGAUGUUUCUGCUGUUGAAGAUCCAGUUCAGCGUCGGGCUCUUGAAACCAUGAUAAAGACGUAUGGCCAAACGCCCAGACAGCUGUUCAACGCAUCCCAUAUCAGCCGGGCUGGACCAAAGCUCCUCUCAGAGGGAGAACUGCCUGCAGCCAUGGGCCUCCUGGUGCAGCUCGCCUUCAGAGAGAGCCGAGAGACGGUCAAAGAGUCCGUCUACCCGAGUCCUCUGCCUUGGAUAAAGGGCUUAAAAUGGGGUGAGUAUGUGGGGUCACCCAGCGCUCCAGAUCCUGUGGUCUGUUUCAGCCAACCUCACGGCGAAUGCUUCGGCUCUCUGCUGGCACUGCCCACACGUGCCAUCUGCGGCCUCUCGCGCAAGUUCUGCCUCAUGAUGAUCUACAGCAAAGAGCAAGGUGUACGGAGCAUGCACAGUACAGACAUUCAGUGGUCGGCCAUUCUAAGCUGGGGUUACACUGACAACAUGCUGCGUCUGAAGAGCAAACAGAGCGAGCCGCCAAUCAACUUCAUCCAGUGCUCACCACUGCACCAGGUGACAAGUUGUGCCUGGGUGCCAGACAGUUGUCAGCUCUUUAUGGGCAGUAAAUGUGGAGUCAUCACCGCCUACAGCAACCGUUUCACCAGCACCAUGCCGACUGAAAUGGAGGUGGAGUCUCAGGUUCACCUGUACGGUCACACGGCAGAAGUGACGGGUCUGUUCGUCUGUAAACCGUACAGCAUCCUCAUCAGUGUCAGUCGAGAUGGAACCUGCAUCCUGUGGGACCUGAACAGGUUGUGUUACGUCCAGAGUCUCACGGGUCAUAAGAGUCCAGUGAAUGCAGUGUCAGCCAGUGAAACCACUGGAGAUAUCGCCACAGUAUGUGAUUCAGUCGGUGGAGGAAGUGAUUUGCGGCUGUGGACGAUUAAUGGAGAUCUGAUUGGUCACGUUCAUUGCCGCGAGAUCAUCUGCUCCGUGGCGUUUUCCAAUCAGUCGGAGGGUGUGUCCGUCAACGUCAUCGCAGGCGGUCUGGAGAAUGGUGUGGUCAGGUUGUGGAGCACAUGGGAUCUGAAGCCAGUGAGAGAGAUCACCUUCCCCAAAUCUAACAAACCAAUCAUCAGUCUCACAUUCUCCUGUGAUGGGCAUCACCUUUAUACGGCGAACAGUGAGGGUACCGUCAUCGCAUGGUGCCGACGCGACCAGCAGCGAAUGAAGCUGCCCAUGUUUUACUCUUUCCUCAGCAGCUACGCUGCAGGCUGAUUCACACGCUGAUGCCACCCUGUUACCCAUAAUCCUCCACCGGACAGAUGUCGUUAGUGAGCCUGCUGACCCAAGAAGAGGCGGAGCCAGCAUGCACAAAGCCCCGCCCAUAACAUCACAGUCUCCGCCCCCUGAAGUGUCAUGGGCUUUAUAGCACUUUAUGCUAUAAGCUACUGUACCAUAGAGAACGAGUGUUGAUUGUUUAUUUAUAUAAAAGCGUGCAGGAUGCAGCAAGUGCGCAGGACUUUUUUUUUCCCCGUAUCAUUUCUCAAGUGUUAUUUUUUUGGGUUUCGUAUCAUUUUGUGUUUUGUUUUAGGUUUUUGAGUUGGACUGUGUGUUUUGUUCGAGUGUUGAUUCAUGUCGUAGUAUUUGUUUAGAUUUAGUGACGUUUGAUUUUGAAAGCUGCUACAAUAUGGUCCGCCCAGACUCACCUUCUUUUUGUCUCGCCCACUUCCUCCGAUGCUCCGAUGUCUUAAUCCUGAGAACAGAAUUCCUGCUUAUGAAGCUAAAAUCUUCAGAACACUAUUGUCUGUAUUUCCACAUUAAUAAUCCAUGCUUCAGUGCAAUUUGUUUUUAAAUGGAAUGUUUUCUCAGCACUUUCUUCUUGGAUGUUACAUGACUUCUCCAGAUUUCUCGUAGAGCGCCAGGAUCCCAGACAUAAGCAUGCUCGCGUGAGAAACCGUUGCAUGGGUGACAUGCAGUUGCGUAAUGAAUGUUUGUGCAAGUAACGCCUUGUUAAAUUACGUUAAAUUCCAUCGCUUUGUUUUAACUUGUUGCCCAAAUGUCCUGCUCGCUAACUAUCUGCCGAAUGAAAUAUGAAUUCUCCUAGAUGAAAGCAAUGCGAAUUAUGCAGUUCUAAAAUGCACUUCAGACAUUUGGAGUGCUCUUAUGCAUCUGUAAGGGUAUCUUAUUUACGUUAUGUGUGCAUUACACAUGCAGUUGCUGUUUUUGCAGUAUUUUCCUGAGGUGUCCAUGCUAAUAGUAGUUUCUCCUCUGUUUUUAUCCCAACAACUGAAAAUAUGACCCAUUCAUUUAAGAGAUAAACAUCCCAGUUACCAAUCAAGACUGUCUGUUUUUUUUGUCCUGUUCUGUCCUAUACUAUACAAUUCUGUUAUUUUCUAUUCCACACUGUUUUGUUCUUUUCUAUUGGAUUCUGUUACGUCCACAUGAACAUGUUUCCUUUUUAAAACGCAUAGAUUUUCUGGAUAUUCCUCCACUGAUAAUGGAACCUUUCGAAAACGUUCUUCAUAACCGCAAACUUUGGGAAAAGAUGAUGUUAGGAGACUGAAAACGUAAAUGGAUUAGUGUGGACAUGACCUAAACUCAGUUCUAUUCUGUUCUAUAGUAUGUUGGGUUUACCACACUGUCAGUGUUAUGUUUAAUAAACCUGGUUUUAUCAUCUCACCCAUAGUCCGCUAACAUCAGAGGAUUUUGUUAUUUGGCUGAAAUAUAUAUUAUUUGAUGACGUGACCUGAAAUUAUGUUAUCAUCACAAGUAUAUGAUUUUCUGAAAUUUGCCGUACUUGUGGUUACAGAAAAAUAACGUAUUUUUUAUUAGCGUUCAAGGCAAAAAAUGAAAUCUCCCGUCCUUUCAGAUACUUUAAGUCUUAAGUGUCAGCCAGUCUUAAAUUUGGAGGGAAAAUAAUGUUUAAUCCGAGGAAAUGUGCAUACACCGUUUUAACACAUUCCAGGAGUGUUCUUUGCCUGUUGUAUUUUCUUUAUUUCUUUCUUUCUUUCUGUAUUUCUGUAUUUGUGGUUUGUCUUACACAUUAGUAUUAGUCUUAAACUACAACUAACUUAACUACUUUGUCUUUCAUUUUAGCGGUGUGUUUACUAGAAAGGGAAUACUUUUACCUUUUCCUCGAUUACUGUCACUACUUUUUUGUUCUUUUGCAUUAUUCCCUAAAAUGUCAAACGUGUGUAUCACUUUAUCCUGGCAGAGUUGCAUUAAGUUCAAUGUCAAUGCAAAGCCAUAAAGCCAGCGCUUCAAUGACAAGUACAUCUCCUCCUAAGUUAUUUGCAUUGACUGUUUUUGUUCUACAUCAUCUGUGUAUAUAAUCUAUAUUUCAUGCUUGCAUCACACAUGUAUCUCUUAAUUAUUGUGCACAGUAUUGUCAUGUUUGAUCCGAGCAGUUCCCUCAGAAAGAGACUCAAGUUACUGUGUGUUGUGUCCUUGUGUGAGUAGUUGACUGCAAAAAUAGGUGAGUUUGUUUGACAAAACUAUCACAAAGUGGUUCGUCGUUAUUGUUAUCGGUUUAUUUAAUUAACAGUGGUUUAUGUAAUUUAAGAUGGAGAUCUUCACCAAGCUUCACCCUGGCUGCGACCAAUUUUUUCCUAUUUUUUGUAUUUAUGAAAUAUGUAAUAAAAUUUUGCGGAUCUGCUUUAUAAAACAGAUCCACACCUGCUAUUGAAAUAUCUAUUCUGUUCCAUUCUUGACUUUAGUUCUAUGGGAUUCUAUUAUGAUCUGUUAUGCGGUAUACUGUACUCUUCUGUUAGUCUAUUCUAUUCCAUACUGUUCUGUUCAAGUCUACACUAUUCUAAACUGUUCUAUAAUAUACUCUUCUGUUAGUCUAUUCUAUUCCAUACUGUUCUGUUCAAGUCUACACUAUUCUAAACUGUUCUAUAAUAUACUCUUCGGUUUGUCUAUUCUAUUCCAUACUGUUCUGUUCAAGUCUGCACUAUUCUAAACUGUUCUAUAAUAUACUCUUCUGUUAGUCUGUUCUAUUCCAUACUGUUCUGUUCAAGUCUACACUAUUCUAAACUGUUCUAUAAUAUACUCUUCUGUUAGUCUAUUCUAUUCCAUACUGUUCUGUUCAAGUCUGCACUAUUCUAAACUGUUCUAUAAUAUACUCUUCUGUUAGUCUGUUCUAUUCCAUACUGUUCUGUUCAAGUCUGCACUAUUCUAAACUGUUCUAUAAUAUACUCUUCUGUUAGUCUGUUCUAUUCCAUACUGUUCUGUUCAAGUCUACACUAUUCUAAACUGUUCUAUAAUAUACUCUUCGGUUUGUCUAUUCUAUUCCAUACUGUUCUGUUCAAGUCUGCACUAUUCUAAACUGUUCUAUAAUAUACUCUUCUGUUAGUCUGUUCUAUUCCAUACUGUUCUGUUCAAGUCUGCACUAUUCUAAACUGUUCUAUAAUAUACUCUUCUGUUAGUCUGUUCUAUUCCAUACUGUUCUGUUCAAGUCUACACUAUUCUAAACUGUUCUAUAAUAUACUCUUCGGUUUGUCUAUUCUAUUCCAUACUGUUCUGUUCAAGUCUGCACUAUUCUAAACUGUUCUAUAAUAUACUCUUCUGUUAGUCUGUUCUAUUCCAUACUGUUCUGUUCAAGUCUACACUAUUCUAAACUGUUCUAUAAUAUACUCUUCGGUUUGUCUAUUCUAUUCCAUACUGUUCUGUUCAAGUCUGCACUAUUCUAAACUGUUCUAUAAUAUACUCUUCGGUUUGUCUAUUCUAUUCCAUACUGUUCUGUUCAAGUCUGCACUAUUCUAAACUGUUCUAUAAUAUACUCUUCGGUUUGUCUAUUCUAUUCCAUACUGUUCUGUUCAAGUCUACACUAUUCUAAACUGUUCUAUAAUAUACUCUUCGGUUUGUCUAUUCUAUUCCAUACUGUUCUGUUCAAGUCUACACUAUUCUAAACUGUUCUAUAAUAUACUCUUCGGUUUGUCUAUUCUAUUCCAUACUGUUCUGUGCAAGUCUGCACUAUUCUAAACUGUUCUAUAAUAUACUCUUCUGUUAGUCUAUUCUAUUCCAUACUGUUCUGUUCAAGUCUGCACUAUUCUAAACUGUUCUAUAAUAUACUCUUCUGUUAGUCUGUUCUAUUCCAUACUGUUCUGUUCAAGUCUGCACUAUUCUAAACUGUUCUAUAAUAUACUCUUCUGUUAGUCUAUUCUAUUCCAUACUGUUCUGUUCAAGUCUACACUAUUCUAAACUGUUCUAUAAUAUACUCUUCUGUUAGUCUAUUCUAUUCCAUACUGUUCUGUUCAAGUCUGCACUAUUCUAAACUGUUCUAUAAUAUACUCUUCGGUUUGUCUGUUCUAUUCCAUACUGUUCUGUUCAAGUCUACACUAUUCUAAACUGUUCUAUAAUAUACUCUUCUGUUAGUCUGUUCUAUUCCAUACUGUUCUGUUCAAGUCUACACUAUUCUAAACUGUUCUAUAAUAUACUCUUCUGUUAGUCUAUUCUAUUCCAUACUGUUCUGUUCAAGUCUACACUAUUCUAAACUGUUCUAUAAUAUACUCUUCUGUUAGUCUAUUCUAUUCCAUACUGUUCUGUUCAAGUCUGCACUAUUCUAAACUGUUCUAUAAUAUACUCUUCUGUUAGUCUGUUCUAUUCCAUACUGUUCUGUUCAAGUCUGCACUAUUCUAAACUGUUCUAUAAUAUACUCUUCUGUUAGUCUGUUCUAUUCCAUACUGUUCUGUUCAAGUCUACACUAUUCUAAACUGUUCUAUAAUAUACUCUUCUGUUAGUCUGUUCUAUUCCAUACUGUUCUGUUCAAGUCUACACUAUUCUAAACUGUUCUAUAAUAUACUCUUCGGUUUGUCUAUUCUAUUCCAUACUGUUCUGUUCAAGUCUACACUAUUCUAAACUGUUCUAUUAUAUACUCUUCUGUUAGUCUAUUCUAUUCCAUACUGUUCUGUUCAAGUCUGCACUAUUCUAAACUGUUCUAUAAUAUACUCUUCGGUUUGUCUAUUCUAUUCCAUACUGUUCUGUUCAAGUCUACACUAUUCUAAACUGUUCUAUAAUAUACUCUUCGGUUUGUCUAUUCUAUUCCAUACUGUUCUGUUCAAGUCUACACUAUUCUAAACUGUUCUAUAAUAUACUCUUCUGUUAGUCUGUUCUAUUAUAUUGUAUAGGUCUAUUCUAGACUAUACUAACCUGUUCUAGUCUAUAAUCUCCCAUACUGUUCUAUACUAUAUUCAUCUGUUAAUUUAUACUGGUCUGUACUAGUCUACACUAUUAUAUACUGUACUGUUCUGUUUGUCUAUUCUAUUAAUAUACUGUUCUGUUAUAGUCUAUACUAUUCUUUUGUUUGUCUACAACCCCAAUUCCAAAAAAGUUGGGACAGUAUGAACAAUGAUAAUAAAAACAAAAAG